GGAGGUGCCUCAGCCAUGGCGCUGCCGGGGGCCGCGCUUGGCUCUCCCGCCAACACGCCCCGGGCCGGGCCCAACCAUGGCGGCGGGGGGGACGGGGACGGAGCCGGGAGCGCCUUGAAGCCUCCCGUUCCUCCAUCAACCACCGAGGAGCCCUCUUGGUUCUCGGUGAGGCUCGACGGCGGCCCGGCGGCCGCAUUUUCCCCCUCUUCAGCCCUCCACACGCCCGUGUGUCCCCCCGGGGCGCCGCGGUGGAGGGGCCGGCGGGGAGGCGGGCUCGGCGCUGCGGCGGCGGGAGAUGUGAAGCGGGGCCGGCUGUGCUCCCUGCCGCCUCACGCCAUGGCUGCCCGGCAGCGGAGCCCUCACGGCGCCGAGACCGCCAGAGAUGGAAAUAACGGCUUUGUCUUGUCCGCCGGCAGCCCGCAGUCUGCUCCUCGGUGGUGCCAGGGGAGGAAGCGCGGCGCGGAUGGGAAGCGGAGGCGGCAGAGCCAGGACGGCGGCGCGGCGAGGGACGAGAGCUCCGGCAGGGCAGCCGACGGCAGGCUGGGCAGCUUUACAACACCUGAAGGCCCUGGCCCCCUUUCCCGGUGUUCAGACUGGGCAGCUGCAGUGGAAGAAGAUGAAAUGAGAACCAACGUUAACAAAGAAAUUGCAAGAUACAGAAGAAAACUACUGAUAAAUGAGUUUUCAAGAGAAAGAAGGUCCUCUUCUGGAAGUUCUGAUUCAAAGGAGUCCACUGCACCAGUAGAACUUGAGACGGAUGAAGUGGUUUUGAUGAGAAGACAAAAACAGAUAAACUAUGGAAAAAAUACAAUUGCGUACGAUAGAUACAUUAAAGAAGUUCCUAGAUGCCAUCGUAUACCAGGAGUUCACCCCAGAACUCCAAAUAAAUUUAAGAAGUACAGCCGUAGGUCAUGGGACCAACAAAUAAAACUAUGGAAAGUUGCACUGCAUUCCUGGGAUCCACCUACUGAAGAAGGAUGUGAUCUGCAAGAAAUUAGUCCUGUUGACCUUGGUGAGAUGGAGACAGAAUCCGUAGGAAGCCAUUCUACAGAGUCUCAAACGAGCUGUCAAGAUAAUGAUGAUACCUGUUCUGGCACUCCCACCAAAGUUAGACACAUUGACUAUCAAGCAGAAGGUGAAUUUGACUUGGAAGCAUGUUUGAGUGAGCCACUUAAAGAUUUCAAUACUGUGAGUUAAACAGUCUUAUGCAAAUUGGUUUAGGGGAAAUUUCUUUUAAUUUUGAGAGGUUAGCUUGAUUCAUAAACUGGGUGUUUUCUACCUGAUAAUAGUAAGAAAGUUUAAGCAAAGUUAAAGACUGUUCUCUAAGUCAAGGUUGGUCUACAUACUCUCUGGACCAAACUUAUGUAAAAAUAGAAUUAAAUUGUGUGACUUCUUUUUAACUUAUGUCAGAUUUUUUUUAUAAAACCUUUCAAUAGAAAAAAAUAGCCCAAGGCAGUGCUAUUCUCAAGUGAUUAUAAACAGUUCAGCAAGACCUUACAAUUUAUUUUGUUUGCACCAUUGCAUCCCUUAUUUCAGUUGUCCACCUGCAGAUCAAGAGCAAAAUACGGAAAUGUUUUUCAGCGUCUGUAUGUCAUUUUGCUUUUCCAUCUGUCUCUACAAAGAUCCGUCUGGAAGUAAUGCAGGCGGUAGCUGAAGCAUACUGCUGAUUAGUACUAGCACACUUGUCUGUUGCAGUCACUAAAGUUUAAACUGCCUUACCUUUUAAAAAUGAAAAAAAAAAAGAUAAUUUUUAUUUGCAAAAAUGUUUCUGAAACAAUUGGAGAAGAAUUACUCAAGAAAUUAGUUGAUAUUGUAAAGACUAGGUAGCAGUAAUAUUGUUUUAAGAAGCAGUAGCAUGAAUUUGAGAAUUGUAAAUAUUAAUGAGUUGUUUGUUAAUACAGUCAAAACAAAAUGUUUAGGGAAAAUAAUUGAUGCUUUUUAAUUUGCCAAUUUUAAAUGUAAAACUUGUAAAUGAUAACACUGUACAGACUUUCUGCUGAAAGCAGUUAAUGUUUCUAUUGCUUUUGUAUGGGACGUUGCUGGAAAAUAAAUGGAUGUGCAUUUCUUUA
Messenger RNA from Anas platyrhynchos (mallard), 2069 nucleotides. Lineage: Eukaryota; Metazoa; Chordata; Aves; Anseriformes; Anatidae. The record is from RefSeq and is a predicted model, not a curated record.